Colletotrichum graminicola M1.001 is the source of this 216-nucleotide messenger RNA. RefSeq lists its product as uncharacterized. The record is from RefSeq and is a predicted model, not a curated record. The transcript has 4 exons. NCBI's taxonomy places the organism in Eukaryota, Fungi, Ascomycota, Sordariomycetes, Glomerellales, Glomerellaceae. Bases 1 to 216 code for a protein of 71 amino acids.
AUGCGCGUGCCAGCCCGUGUUCUCGCCCGUGCUGUCGUAAGGAGAAUGACGAGAGACGCAAAUCUGGGGCAGAGAGUCCUUAUCGAAGAGGUCGCCGCCUGCGCCGUCAUGCAAGUCGAAGCAAGGCCACCUGACAUGCUCGGCGAUGAUGAAUGCCUAGCGCAUCUUUACAUCAUGACGCUGAGCGCAAGGCGACGCGGGCUGUCGAUGAAGUGA